GCUGGGCCAUCUUAAUUUCGGCCUAUUUGAACGAAAGCCCAUGUUCUCUCUCUUUUUGAGCUGACAGCAUCCAUUUUUAUUUGCUCUCAUCUCCCCUUUUUAUAAACAGCACAGAUUCCUUCUUUUCUUUCUUCUUCAUUCACAUUCCCAUUGGGUUCUUUGAACCCUGUAUUUGUAAUGAACAGCAAUAGCAAUAAACCCAUCUUCCCAGUUUCAGCGCUAUGGCUAUGAAACAACCAAAAGGAGAAGAAGCUUUCGUUAUUCCUUAUGGACAAAAAUUACUCAAAUUGGGCACAGGCUUUGGCCACUGCUUGGUGUUUCAUGAUGCUGUUGGGGCUUUUGUGUUGUUGUCUCAGCACCAAUCCCCGCCACCACGAUGACUCCUCCGCCGCUAAUUCCAGCUGCACUUGUGACGGCGGUUAUGCAGGAGCCUUACUUUUCCCUUUACCCCUCUCCUUUAUUGGAAUACUCUUAUUCUGUGAAGUGGAAGGUCUAGACUUUGUCUCUGAGGAUGAUCCCUUUUGGAACUUUUUGGAGGAAACUCUUUCGAAGAAAUUCCAUGAUGAAACUGACUUGACUCUUUUCAUCUAUGACAACAUCGUUUGCCUCUGUCACAGUGACGUGACCCAUCUGUUGGUUUACAGAAACAUGCAGCAGAAGAAAAUAGAAUCGUUAAGCAUUCUAAUUCCUUAAUUUUGACAUCAACAUAAGCAUGUUCAUGGGAUAUCAAAAGGUUUCAUUACAUACUUUGGAAGAUCCUCUUCUUCAAUGAAAUUGAGCUGCAAUCUUCUUCAAUUCAGGCCAUGGACCACCACUAGAGCUUCUCUACUAUUUUCUAGGAGCUUUAGAUUGAGUUGUGGAACUCAAAACAAGCUUGAACUUAAGGAAAUUGGAGGAGGGGUUUUCUGGUUUUUCAACUUGUUAAAGAACAACUUCUUCAACUUUCAAAACUCGGCAAUUAAGCAAUUGCAUCUCCUUUUCCACCCAAUUAAGAGUGGUUUUAAUACAUGACACUCAUGCAAA
Molecule: messenger RNA, 1023 nt
Organism: Benincasa hispida (wax gourd)
Lineage: Eukaryota; Viridiplantae; Streptophyta; Magnoliopsida; Cucurbitales; Cucurbitaceae
Source: RefSeq, a predicted model, not a curated record